AUGAAGCGCCUCCUCGCCCUGCUCCUGCUCGCGCCCCUCGCGGCCGUGGCAUCCGCAUCCGUCCAAAUCGCCAUCAAGUCCCCGCGGCCAGGGGCGACGCUGCACCGCCAGCGCCCCAGCGAGAUGGUGGUGCAGACGCCCAACAACGACACCACCGCCGCCCGCGAGGUCUCCCUCGUGCUCAGCGUCGUGCCCUGCCCGGAGAGCGCCUGCCCCAACGCCGGCGACGGCCUGGGCACCGUCCUCUACGCCGGGCCCUUCCGGCCCGUUGCCCCGGCUGCAGCCCCCGGCGCCCCCGCCGGACCCCCCGAGCAGGCGUUCCAGGUCGACGUGCCGGCGUCGUUUCCCGUCGGGCCCGCCGAGCUGCUGGCCACGCAUUUCGUGCUGACGGGGGACAAUCUUUCGCCGCUUUUGCAGAUUGCCGGCGAAGUCGUCUUUGUGGUAUGA
Molecule: messenger RNA, 447 nt
Organism: Metarhizium album ARSEF 1941
Lineage: Eukaryota; Fungi; Ascomycota; Sordariomycetes; Hypocreales; Clavicipitaceae
Exons: 2
Coding region: 1-447 (148 amino acids)
Source: RefSeq, a predicted model, not a curated record